Molecule: messenger RNA, 1129 nt
Organism: Hordeum vulgare subsp. vulgare (domesticated barley)
Lineage: Eukaryota; Viridiplantae; Streptophyta; Magnoliopsida; Poales; Poaceae
Exons: 1
Coding region: 367-963 (198 amino acids)
Source: RefSeq, a predicted model, not a curated record
AUGGAGGAAAAUGCCGUAUGUCGACGAUCGGGUUGUCUGACAGAACUAAAGCGUGGGCGGCACACCGGAAAUCGGUUGUAGAAUCUGUCCGGCCGCCGUAUAUCUUUAACUGUUUGAGUCAAGUACGUAACGGAAUAGCGGCCCACCUGGAUCCUGGCACAAAAGGCAAAACGUAUACGUAACAGAGUUCUUUUUUUGGACAAAAAAAAAAGUGAACAGUAGAUACCUAGAACGUGACGGUCCAAAAAAAUGCUAAGAAUUCUCUGACGGUCACGGAUUACGUUCAGCAUACAUAACAAAAAGAAGUUCUUCAACAUCGAUUAAGCCAGAGAGGCUCAAAAAAACGAGGACGCCGACGUGCUUCCGAUGGCAUCCAAGGAGCAUGGAGGCGGUGCUCCUCGUGACGACGGAUCCGACGACAACUGCGGCUGCGGGUCCUGGACGAUAGCGCUGCUCCUGUUCACGUCCUUCUGGCUGGUCAUGCUGUACCUGCCGCCGAUGGAUUCCUUGCCGGGGAUUCGAGAGAUUGACGGCUCGCCGCCAUGGGUCGACGACAAGCCGACCACGUGCUCCGUGGAGCUAGCCGACGUCCGGGGGCUCGAGCCGGCGCUGGCUCCGGGCGCGACCUCGCCGGCCUUCGACCUCGUCGUGCACGUCGACAACGGCCACGCCCGCGAGCUGCGCCAUGGCGGCGGCGACGUCGUCGUCUCCUACGCGGGCGUGCCCCUCGCGCGCGGGCGCACGCCGAGCUUGCGGCUGGGGGCCAAGUGCACGGGGCGGUGGCAGGUGAACGUGACGGGCUCGGGGCUGGGGAUCCCGGCGGAUUUGUCUCGCCUCAUGACGGCGGAGCGGAGAUGGGGGGUGGCGCAGCUGGAGAUCGACAUGGGCCUGGCCUGGCAGUCCUUCACGUGCGAUGUUUUCGUUGACGGGCAACCCGGCGCAUCAGCGUGUAGGCUAGAAUAGCACGUUUAAUUUUAUUUUUCUUAGUAGAUUCUGUUGAGUAUCUUGAUUACUUAGGAAACGUAAGAUAUACUGGAAAUCAUUUUGGUUUGUCUUUUAUUUUAAGUUGAUCAUGUACUCCUAUAUAUAUGCUUAUGAGGUUCAAGUAAUACAAUAACCAUUUCGCCAA